AUGGCAACGAACAAACCAAGAUACGAUUACUACCAGACGGACACCUCGGUCAACGUUUCCAUCUUCGCAAAGGGCCUCGCCGAGUCGGACGUGUCCGUCACCUUUGGCAACCAUAGCCUCUCCGCAAACCUCUCCAGCACGCCACCCCAAUCACUCGAGCUCCAACUCUUCGACUCCAUCGACUCGGCCAACUCGUCGUACAAGGUGCUCAGCACAAAAGUCGACGUCCUGCUGUGCAAGGCGACGCCGGGCAAGCAAUGGACCUCUCUCGAGAUCAAGUCGGGCGAUGCAGCCCCGCCGACUUAUGAUAGCGCGACUGCGGGUGCGGAGUCAGCAGAGGUGGGGGGUAGCAAUAGCCAGGCGGCUCCAGCUGCAGCACCAGCAGUGGCGGCAGCAGGGCGACCACGCUCUAAGUGGGACAAUCUCCAGCUCGCCGAUGACGACGACGGCGAAGAUGGCGAGGGAGCGUCAAAGGCCGCCAAGGGCUCGAGCAAGGGUGAGGGCGGCGUCGAUGCCUUCUUCCAGCAGCUCUACGCGGACGCCGACGAUGACACACGUCGAGCGAUGAUGAAGAGCUACACGGAGAGUGGCGGGACUAGCUUGAGCACGAAUUGGGCUGAGGUGGGAAAAGGAGAGGUCAAGGCUAGGCCCCCUGAUGGCAUGGAGGCUAGAAAGUGGUAGUCGCAUCGCAAGGCCCCCACAAAGAGAGAGAGAGAGAGAGAGAGAGAGAGAGAGAGAGAGAGAGAGAGCAUCAAUACCAGUCGAUCUUGAGAUCACAACGAUUCCAUUCCGUGAAGAUACAGCUCGACCCGCUCAAGCAUCGCUCGCCUCCCCUUGGCAGAUCUGUACCUUGAUGCACUGCUCUCCGUCCUCACCCUUCCCUCGCUUUGUUGCUUCAAAGGCAGCGUGUGCCUCGUCGAACCUGUACCUAUGCGUCACAAUCCUGCUCACGUCAAUCUUACCCUCGGCC
Messenger RNA from Jaminaea rosea, 970 nucleotides. RefSeq names its product SGS-domain-containing protein. The record is from RefSeq and is a predicted model, not a curated record. The transcript is spliced from 3 exons. Lineage: Eukaryota; Fungi; Basidiomycota; Exobasidiomycetes; Microstromatales. Gene Ontology annotation, biological process: protein stabilization. The coding region runs from base 1 to 681 and encodes 226 amino acids. Gene Ontology annotation, molecular function: protein-folding chaperone binding.